CAACAUAAUGAAUGUAUAGUACCAUACAGCGCGAGGGAAAAAAAGUGAGAGAUCGCCUAUGUGGCCCGUCCAGUCGCCAACAGAGCGGGGUUCAGGGCCGCAGCGCCGGAAGAGUUGAUCCCCCGGAGUUACCCCGCCAUCAUCGUGCCCCUCAUUUUUCGGUCGUGACGGUCCGAGUGAUAGAGUUGAGGCAUUGGCAACGCCCAAAACACCGGCGAUGGCGGCUCAAUUACUAUGAGACUCCUCCCUGGUACCUGACACGGCCUAGCUUUCCUUCCUCCGUGCUGACCCUUGGCUAUUUGUAUAUAACAGAGCGAUUCCCUUGCCCAGCUUGGUGCGGGGUUCACGCAGUUUCUUCCCUCUCAAACUUAUCUAUUACUGUGAUCGCUGCUUGUAUCCGCGAUUCAUACAGAGAACCUACCGAACCAAGAGAAUUAAUCCCCCAUUCACUUCGCCAUGGUGACCCCAGACCCCACCAAGGCCGUUCUGCCCAAGGAUUUCAUUUGGGGCUUUGCUACUGCAUCCUACCAAAUUGAGGGUGCUCCAGACACUGAUGGCCGUGGCCCUUCUAUCUGGGACUCCUUCUGCAAGAUCCCUGGAAAGAUCGCCGGCGGCUGCUCCGGUGAUGUCGCCUGCGACUCCUACAACCGCAUUGCGGAGGACAUUGAGCUCCUGAAGAAGACCGGCGCAAAGGCCUACCGCUUUUCCGUCUCCUGGUCGCGCGUGAUCCCACUCGGUGGCCGCAACGACCCCAUCAACCAAAAGGGUUUGGACUACUACGUCAAGCUCGUCGACGACCUCCUCGAUGCCGGCAUCAUCCCCAUGAUCACUCUUUUCCACUGGGAUCUCCCCGAUGAGCUUCACAAGCGCUACCUCGGCAUGCUGAACAAGGAGGAGUUCGUCGCCGACUUCGCCAACUACUCCCGCGUCCUCUUCAAGGCUAUGCCCAAGUGCAAGCACUGGAUCACCUUCAACGAGCCGUGGUGCUCCAGCAUCCUCGGAUACAGCACCGGUCUGUUCGCCCCUGGACGCACUAGCGACCGCACCAAGAGCGCUGAGGGCGACUCGAGCAGGGAGGGAUGGACUGUCGGACACAACAUCCUGAUUGCGCACGCGCACUCGGUCAAGAUCUACCGUGAGGAGUUUAAGCCCACUAACGGCGGCGAGAUCGGUAUCACUCUCAAUGGUGACGCCGUCUACCCAUGGGACCCCGAGGACCCAGAAGACGUCGAGGCCUGCGACCGCAAGAUCGAGUUCUCCAUCUCCUGGUUCGCGGACCCCAUCUACUUCGGCACCUACCCCGAGUCGAUGGUCAAGCAGCUCGGCGACCGCCUCCCCACCUUCACCCCCGAGGAAGCCGCCCUCGUCAAGGGUUCAAACGACUUCUACGGCAUGAACCACUACACCGCCAACUACAUCAAGCACAAGAGCACCCCCGCCGCUGACGACGACUUCCUCGGCAACCUCGAGACGCUCUUCGAGUCCAAGAAUGGCGAGAAUAUCGGCCCGGAGACACAGUCGUUCUGGCUUCGUCCUAACCCGCCGGGAUUCCGCAACCUGCUCGUGUGGUUGAGCAAGCGUUAUGGUAACCCUAAGAUCUACGUCACCGAGAACGGGACGUCGCUUAAGGGGGAGAAUGACCUGCCGAUUGAGGGCAUCCUCGAUGACGAGUUCCGCGCUGAGUAUUUCCGCAGCUAUAUCGCGGCGAUGGCGCAGGCGGUUGAGGAGGAUGGAGUGGAUGUGCGCGCGUACAUGGCGUGGAGUUUGAUGGAUAACUUUGAGUGGGCUGAGGGGUACGAGACGAGGUUCGGUGUUACGUUUGUGGAUUAUGAGGGUGGACAGAAGAGGUUCCCUAAGAAGAGUGCUACGGUUGUGGGACCGUUCUUUGAUAAGCUUAUUAAGAAGGAGUAGAGUGGGAGAUGAGGGAUGAAAAUAUGAUGUGAUAGAUAGGCUCAGGUUAGCGGUUACGUUUUUUAUAGGUAUGCAUUCUAUUAUGGAUGCGGAAAUUUGUAGAUUUGUA
Pseudogymnoascus verrucosus is the source of this 2020-nucleotide messenger RNA. RefSeq lists its product as uncharacterized. The transcript has 3 exons. Gene Ontology annotation, biological process: carbohydrate metabolic process. Gene Ontology annotation, molecular function: beta-glucosidase activity. The coding region runs from base 457 to 1911 and encodes 484 amino acids. NCBI's taxonomy places the organism in Eukaryota, Fungi, Ascomycota, Leotiomycetes, Thelebolales, Thelebolaceae. The record is from RefSeq and is a predicted model, not a curated record.